Molecule: messenger RNA, 1671 nt
Organism: Exophiala bonariae
Lineage: Eukaryota; Fungi; Ascomycota; Eurotiomycetes; Chaetothyriales; Herpotrichiellaceae
Exons: 2
Coding region: 1-1671 (556 amino acids)
Biological process (GO): sulfur compound metabolic process
Cellular component (GO): mitochondrion
Molecular function (GO): molybdenum ion binding; molybdopterin cofactor binding; sulfite oxidase activity
Source: RefSeq, a predicted model, not a curated record
AUGUCUGUCUCACUCCUUCCACGCAGACUAGCUGUUCGUUCACUCAGAAGCCUGCCAUACCAACGGCAAUACACGGCAGUUUUCACUCAGCAUGCCCAUUUUGCCUGUGCUCGAUCAAAUCGAAGUUCACAAACCUUCAGCUUGAAAAAUUGGUUUCUUGCUGCCGCUGUAACUGGUCUCUUUGGCUCUUUUUUGAUCUACUCGGCGCCAGUCGCUCAAGCUGAGGUUCCUUCAGCGCCCCGGACUAUUCGUUUGAGUGAGGUCAGAUCACACGGAGCCAAGGCAGAACGCCGAUGGGUUGUCAAAGGCACCAAGGUUUAUGAUAUCACAGACUGGAUCCCAAACCACCCGGGAGGAGAGGUCAUUCUGCGCGCGGUAGGAGGUGUCAUUGACCCUUACUGGGAGAUUUUCACCAUCCAUAAGAAGAAAGAUGUCUAUGAUAUCCUGGAGCAAUACUACCUCGGUGACUUGGAUCCUCGUGAUCUUGUUGAUGGCAAAGUUCCCUCAGAUGAUAUUGAAGACCCAUUUCGAAAUGACCCCCGUCGUGAUCCGCGGUUAGUGGUGCAUAGUGAUCGCCCUUUUAACGCGGAGACAGCUCCAGCUGAUCUGGGAACAUUCAUCACACCUAACGCCACUUUCUACGUCCGUCACCACCUGUGGGUGCCUCAGAUAGACCCACAAGCGCAUAGGUUGCUUAUUGAGCUACCUGAUGGAGAAGAACUUGAAUACUCCAUGGAGGAACUGAAAUCAAAGUUCAAGCCAGUCACAGUAACAUGCACACUUCAAUGCUCUGGCAAUCGUCGUCAACAUAUGAAUGAAGAAGCACGAGCGACAAACGGCUUACCUUGGGAUGUUGGCGCAAUCUCCAAUGCUGUAUGGACAGGUGUUCGACUACGAGAUGUGCUCUCAGAUGCUGGAUUCGACGUUAAUGACUAUGAUGAUAGUGGUGUGAAGCACGCUCAAUUCCAAGGAGCAGAAGCAUAUGGUGCUUCAAUACCGAUCGACAAGGCCGUAGGGAAACGUGAGGACGUCCUGCUUGUCUACGAAAUGAAUGGUCAACCACUACCGGCCGACCAUGGUUAUCCACUACGAGUUUUAGUUCCUGGAAACGUCGCUGCACGCAGCGUGAAAUGGUUGAAGCGAAUAGUCCUCUCAGACGAAGAGUCCCAAUCCCAAUGGCAACAACGAGACUACAAGUGCUUUGGGCCCAACCAAGGCGGUCAAAACGUUGACUGGUCGAAGGCUCCUGCCAUCCAGGAAAUGCCAGUUCAAAGCGUAAUAACAUCUCUUCGAAACACCUCUCCGCGAUCCGCAGACGAUCAAAAGCUGCUGCGUGUCUAUGGUAUGGAAGAAGAUGCUGUUGAAGUCGAAGGCUAUGCCUUUGUUGGUGGUGGUCGAAGAAUCAUCAGAGUGGACAUCAGCCCGGACGAUGGUCGUUCAUGGUAUCAAGCUGACCUGAUCCCUGAGGAAGCACAUGGCCACAAGUCGUGGGCGUGGACUCGUUGGAGAUGGCUGGUGCCAAAACGCCUUGCUGGUCGACAAUUCGUCGUCAAGGCGGUUGACGAAGGUUACAAUGUCCAGCCCGAGUCAUACGAACCUCACUACAACUUUCGCGGCAAUCUCACUAGCGGUUGGCAUCGAGUGCCGUAUUCGAAGAAAAGCCGGGAUUGA